This is a messenger RNA of Periconia digitata, 1309 nucleotides long. The record is from the annotation of a GenBank genome assembly. Lineage: Eukaryota; Fungi; Ascomycota; Dothideomycetes; Pleosporales; Periconiaceae.
AUUCCCACCUUUCCAAUUCAAUUUUGCUCUUCGUUCAAUCCCCUCCGAAUUUCUUUCCCUCUAUCUACAUUGCAUACUCUCCACCAUGGCAACCCAGGCUGAUGAUGUCAAACGCGAAGAACAAAUAACCCAAGCUUUGAGUCAGGUCGAGGCUCAUGCCAGUCAACUCAAGAGCGGUGACCCUGAAGCUCGCCAGAAGCUCAUUGCGAGUGCCCGUGAGCUCGUUACUGCAGCCGAAACCCCAGUCGAAACACUUCUGUGGAACAUCUGGGCACUUCCCACCCGUACCACCGCUCUACGUAUCGCGGUAGAUUUGAAAAUCUUCGAGACAGCUGUGGCCGAUAAUGGAAGCCCUAAGACGAAUGAGCAACUGGCUGCCCCAACAGGUGCAUCGCCUACCCUCGUCAAGCGUGUCGCCAGGGCCUGCGCGUCGAUGAAAAUGUUGGACGAGCAAGCUCCAGGUGUUUACGCAGCCAACUCUCUCACCCAACUUUUGGCGCAACCCGAAUACGCCGCCGGCAUUAUCUUCACGUUUGAUAUGACGCAAGUUCCUUUUGCGAACUUGCCCACCUACCUAAAGAACAACAAGUUCCAAAACCCCGAGAAUGGUGUAGACGGGCCUUUCCAAUACGCGCACAAACACGAAGGUCACGCCUUUCAUUUCCUGACCGCCCACCCAGAGAUCUUCCAAGCCUUCCACGGAUAUGUACACGCACUGCGCACGCACCGUCCCAGCUGGACCGAGAUGUACCCUGUCCAAGAACGACUCGUUCAAGGCCUGAAGACCGAAGGCGAUGCCUCAGCACUCAUCGAUCUGGGUGGUGGCGUCGGGCAGACAUUACAAGACUUCACCAAGGCCGUCCCAGAGUACAACGGCCGCCUUGUCCUUCAAGAGCUCCCCGAAGUCAUUGGAGCCGCGACGGCAAUGGGUGUAGGCGCAGACAAUCGCAUCGAGCUGCAAGCAUACGACUUCUUCACACCGCAGCCUAUCAAGGGUGCACGCGCUUACUUUAUGCGCUCUGUUCUUCACGAUUGGCCCGAUGAGCUCUGCCGUAAGAUUCUCGCCAACAUCAAGGACGCCAUGGAGCCGGGGUACUCCAAGAUUCUGAUUAGCGACUGUGUGCUUGCGGACCAGGGCGCAUCAUGGCAGCACCUGUCAUUGGAUCUGUACAUGAUGGCGCAAGCCUCCUCCCAGGAGCGCACGGAAAAAGAAUGGCACAAACUUAUUGAAAGCUGUGGCUUGAAGAUCGCCGGCAUCUACAACAAGGGAGAUGGAAACGAGGGCUUGAUCGAGGUCGUUUGCGAGUAG